Molecule: messenger RNA, 441 nt
Organism: Prorocentrum cordatum
Lineage: Eukaryota; Dinophyceae; Prorocentrales; Prorocentraceae
Source: the annotation of a GenBank genome assembly
AUGCAAGUACACUUGCCUGAAUCCCCCCCAAAAAAAAACAGGCUCGAGAGCUGCCUCGUCCUUGUACCGCCGAUCCUCGCCGCGUGCGAGCGGGGCCGCGCCUGGCGCUCUGCCGGCCAGCUGCUCGCGGACCUCCGGCGCGCGCGCACGGCGCCGGGCGCGGUGGCCUCGCAGUGCGCCGCGCGGGCCUUUGGCUUCGCCGGGGGCCAUGCCGCCGCGGCCCGGGCCGCCUCGGAGGCCGACGCACCGCCCGCGCGGCUGAGCCCGGCCGACCGCAGGGCGGUGUGGAGCGCCACCGUGUGGGCCUUCGAGGUCUCCGCCGCGCCCGCCCCGCCGUGCCGGUCGCCCGCGACCGCCGCCGGCGUCGUGAGCGUCGCGGAGGCGGUGCGCAGGUACUGCCCCGUCCAGGGCCCGGCUGCUGCGCAGGGCGGCGGCCCGUAG